AUGACUGUUGGGUCUGCCUUUUCGCCUUACCUUGAUCUCCCCAGGUCAUCCACAACAUACUGUAUCGUUGUCCGAGGAGCCGCCAAAGAGAUUUGCAGGGACUCCUGCCCGGCUCUCAGCAAGGGACAGUAUAUGGCGUCAUUCUACGCCGCCCCUAGGUAUUCCACACUUGUGAAGAUCAGGAAUCGAGGAGAUAGGGUUAGGGACUUGUCAUCCGACGGGUUAGGGUCAGGGACGGAUUGGAUCAGACCUCCAGAAGCGCCAGAAGCACAGACGCCGAAGCUGUGCCCAAGACGAAGAGCCGUUUGGUUCCAUGGAAAGGGACGAACUCGACCCGAUAGAUCCCACCAGCGGAAGCCGAAAGAAGAGGAGACUGACCCUGACGACCACUACCGACGACUUUCAGAUGACGAUCGUACUCUGCGACUCACUGCGCCGCCCUCGCUCGAGGAGGGGAGUGGUGGUGGUGAUGGUCCGGUUGCUUCUUCUUCCUCCGCACUACCGCUUUUCGAAGCGAUGGUGCCACGAUCCAUCUUGUUGGCAAAGAGUGGCUACUUCCAGGCUCAGUUCUCGUUCGAUCCGGACCUGAGGACGUUCACGUUCGACAACACAAGACUGCCCGUGGUGCCGUCCCUGGGGAGCUUGCUUGAGCAGGACGAGGAAGAAGAGGAGGAGGAUGGUCAUGACGCCGAGGAUGUUACGCUAAGGCCGUUAUUGGAGCUGUAUGCUACGGCCGAUUACUUUAUCGUUCCAAGCGUUUGCGACGCCAUUGAGACUGGCCUGCGAGACGCCGUGCAGGGCCUGAGCUUUCGAAGGACAGCUGGCGGCUGCGUUGCUCCGCCGCAUCCCUCGAUUCGCAAAGAGCCCGCAGCCGUGCCCCUCACAAAGUACAUGCGGACCGCGGAACACAUGGGUUCCCUCCUGCAAGCCGUACGGACGUGUCCGCUCGCCAGCGACCAAGUGAAUCUCGUCCGCUUCGUUCUGUUGUGGAUGCGCACGCAUUCCAUUCCCACCGACGAUGAGUCCUCCCGAGAAGCCAUCGGAGCCGCGCUGCCCAUCGAGCGGAUCCCGCCAUCGGUCCUUGCUACGGAGGUGGAGCCCACGCGUCUGGUUCCCGAUGCGGCAAUGAUACAGGCAUACCGGCUGGCGGCCCUCUCCACGGAGGUCGCGUGGGUGGCGGGCGGGUGCAACUACGCCGCGCGCUGCGAGAUUAACGAUGGAACUAUCCUCGGCGAUGCCUUCACCGGUGGCUACUAUGGCCCGCACGACGAGGUCAUCACCAGCACAACUCGUUUGAUAGGCGUCACACUCUGUCACCUCAUCCCUCUCGAUGAGCCGGGCAUUUGGGGCUGGAAGAUCACCGUGUCCGGCAAGACUCGGACCACCAAAGUCUUCAAUGAAGGCGAGAUUCUCGUCGGCGUCGCGGCCGCCAAACCUCCUUUGUUCCCCGCAGCAACAGCAGGCGGCGCCGACGAUGUUGGUGCUGGUGUUGGUCCUACUUAUCGCCGUCGCCGGUAUCCACGGCUGCCAGACGUGAUCCAGUACUGGGCGCUCUCGAGCUCAGGAUUCCUGCGGAACCUGCAGACCUCCAGUCUUCCCACGGAAGCGCCUUACAACAUCGAGUGGGGACUGCGGGACAGCGAAUACGUGCGCGUCGAAUUCGAUGCCACCACCCGCGCCCUUCGCUUCUUCGCUGAACCUUAUCGCCGCCCAGACUAUCACGAGUGCAUCCUCACCCCCCCUCCCGCUUUCUCGAACGUGACUUCACCCGACCCUGCCGCCCGUCUCUACGCCAUGGUCAGAUGCUCCAAGGGCUUCCGCGUCCACGCCACACACCGAAACGCUACCCGCGCUCUCCGGCCCAGAAACGCCUGA
This is a messenger RNA of Fimicolochytrium jonesii, 1875 nucleotides long. RefSeq lists its product as uncharacterized. The transcript has 5 exons. The record is from RefSeq and is a predicted model, not a curated record. Lineage: Eukaryota; Fungi; Chytridiomycota; Chytridiomycetes; Spizellomycetales; Powellomycetaceae. The coding region runs from base 1 to 1875 and encodes 624 amino acids.